AUGCGUUACGCUUCUCCGACCGCUUCAUGCGUUACGCUUCUCCGGCCGCUUCAUGCGUUACGCUUCUCCAACCGCUUCAUGCGUUAUGCUUCUCCGGCCGCUUCGUAUGUUACGCUUCUCCGGCCGCUUCAUGCGUUACGCUUCUCCGACCGCUUCAUGCGUUACGCUUCUCCAGCCGCUUCAUGCGUUACGCUUCUCCGACUGCUUCAUGUGUUAUGCUACUCCGGCCGCUUCAUGCGUUACGCUUCUCCGACCGCUUCAUGUGUUACGCUUCUCCGGCCGCUUCAUGCGUUACGCUUCUCCGACCGCUUCAUGCGUUACGCUUCUCCGGCCGCUUCAUGCGUUACGCUUCUCCGGCCGCUUCAUGCGUUACGCUUCUCCAACCGCUUCAUGCGUUAUGCUUCUCCGGCCGCUUCGUAUGUUACGCUUCUCCGACCGCUUCAUGCGUUACGCUUCUCCGACCGCUUCAUGCGUUACGCUUCUCCAGCCGCUUCAUGCGUUACGCUUCUCCGACUGCUUCAUGUUAUGCUACUCCGGCCGCUUCAUGCGUUACGCUUCUCCGACCGCUUCAUGUGUUACGCUUCCGACCGCUUCAUGCGUUACGCUUCUCCGACCGCUUCAUGCGUUACGCUUCUCCGACCGCGUCAUGCGUUACGCUUCUCCAGCCGCUUCAUGCGUUACGCUUCUCCGACCGCUUCAUGCGUUACGCUUCUCCGACCGCUUCAUGCGUUACGCUUCUCCGGCCGCUUCGUGUGUUACGCUUCUCCGACCGCUUCAUGCGUUAGGCUUCUCCGACCGCUUCAUGCGUUACGCUUCUCCGACCGCUUCAUGCGUUACGCUUCUCCGACCGCUUCAUGCGUUACGCUUCUCCGACCGCUUCAUGUAUUACGCUUCUCCGACCGCUUCAUGCGUUACGCUUCUCCGACCGCUUCAUGCGUUACGCUUCUCCGGCCGCUUCGUGUGUUACGCUUCUCCAACCGCUUCAUGCGUUACGCUUCUCCGACCGCUUCGUGUGUUACGCUUCUCCGACCGCUUCAUGCGUUACGCUUCUUCGGCCGCUUCGUGCGUUACGCUUCUCCGACCGCUUCAUGCGUUACGCUUUUCCGACUGCUUCAUGCGUCACACUUCUCCGGCCGCUUCAUGCGUUACGCUUCUCCAACCGCUUCAUGCGUUACGCUUCUCCGACCGCUUCAUGCGUUACGCUUCUCCAGCCACUUCAUGUGUUACGCUUCUCCGGCCGCUUCAUGUGUUACGCUUCUCCGGCCGCUUCACGCGUUACGCUUCUCCGACCGCUUCAUGCGUUACGCUUCUCCGACCGCUUCAUGCGUUACGCUUUUUCGGCCGCUUCAUGCGUUACGCUUCUCCGACCGCUUCAUGCGUUACGCAUCUCCGACCACUUCAUGCGUUACGCUUCUCCGACCGCUUCAUGCGUUACGCUUCUUCGGCCGCUUCGUGCGUUACGCUUCUCCGACCGCUUCAUGCGUUACGCUUUUCCGACUGCUUCAUGCGUCACGCUUCUCCGGCCGCUUCAUGCGUUACGUUUCUCCAACCGCUUCAUGCGUUACGCUUCUCCGACCGCUUCAUGCGUUACGCUUCUCCAGCCACUUCAUGUGUUACGCUUCUCCGGCCGCUUCAUGUCUAAAAUAUUUAUUUGAUCGCCACACAAGUCUCAAUAACUACAGGAAGAUUGUCUUACGCCAAAUCGACCAAAUGGUUAGAUCUUUACUGACAUACAUCCCUAUCUUCGGUGUUUCUAUCACAACAUUUGAACGAUAG
Messenger RNA from Acanthosepion pharaonis, 1776 nucleotides. The record is from the annotation of a GenBank genome assembly. Lineage: Eukaryota; Metazoa; Mollusca; Cephalopoda; Sepiida; Sepiidae.